AUGUUGGUUUUAUUGUUCGAAAUUCAGGAGCAGAAGUAUAAUAUUUCAGAGGGAGAAAGAGAACCUCUUGGUGAGAACGAAGGUGAGACCACAAGUGAGACCACAUUUGCGAUCACAGGUAAGACCACAGGUGAGGCCACAGGUGAGAACACAGGUAAGACCACAGGUGACACCACAGGUGACACCACAGGUGAGAUCACAGGUGACACCACAGGUGAGACCACAGGUAAGACCACAGGUGAGACCAAGGAUGAUACCACAGUUGAGACCACAGGUGAGACCACAGGUGAGACCAAGGGUGAGACAACAGGUGAUAUCACAGGUGAGACCACAGGUGAGACAACAGGUGAUAUCACAGGUAGGACCACAAGUGAGACCACAGGUGAGACCACAGGUGAGACCACAGGUAAGACCACAGGUGAGACUACAGGUGAGAUCACAGGUGAGACCACAUAUGAGACCACAGGUGAGACCGCAGGUGAGACCACAGGUAAGACCACAGGUGAGAUCAAGGGUGAUACCACAGUUGAGACCACAGGUGAGACCACAGGUGAGACCACAGGUGAGACCACAGGUGAGACAACAGGUGAUAUCACAGGUGAGACCACAGGUGAGACAACAGGUGAUAUCACAGGUAGGACCACAAGUGAGACCACAGGUGAGACCACAGGUAAGACCACAGGUGAGACCACAGGUGAGAUCACAGGUGAGACCACAGAUGAGACCACAGGUGAGACCGCAGGUGAGACCACAGGUAAGACCACAGGUGAGAUCAAGGGUGAUACCACAGUUGAGACCAGAGGUGAGACCACUGGUGAGACCAAGGGUGAGACCACAGGUAAGACCACAGGUGAGACCACAGGCGCUUACAUAUAA
Pecten maximus is the source of this 876-nucleotide messenger RNA. Its product is annotated as chondroitin proteoglycan-2-like. The coding region runs from base 1 to 876 and encodes 291 amino acids. The transcript has 3 exons. Lineage: Eukaryota; Metazoa; Mollusca; Bivalvia; Pectinida; Pectinidae. The record is from RefSeq and is a predicted model, not a curated record.